Messenger RNA from Oncorhynchus tshawytscha (Chinook salmon), 3660 nucleotides. RefSeq names its product inositol hexakisphosphate and diphosphoinositol-pentakisphosphate kinase 2-like. Gene Ontology annotation, molecular function: diphosphoinositol pentakisphosphate kinase activity; inositol hexakisphosphate kinase activity; 5-diphosphoinositol pentakisphosphate 1-kinase activity. Gene Ontology annotation, cellular component: cytosol. The record is from RefSeq and is a predicted model, not a curated record. Gene Ontology annotation, biological process: inositol phosphate biosynthetic process; inositol metabolic process. Lineage: Eukaryota; Metazoa; Chordata; Actinopteri; Salmoniformes; Salmonidae.
UCCCACACGGACAUAUCUCCAUGUUACACUGCGUGAAUAUGGAAGACAGAGGGACCACCUGUGCUAAUUAGCUAUCUAGAAUGCUCAGAACACCUGUGUGUAACAAAGGCAGCCAGAAACUUACUGAAAGAUACUGUUGGCUGCAACUGAUAAAGCUGGUUGAAACAGUGCACAACUCUGUUGAUCUUGGACAAGCAUAGAGGAAUGGGCUGUGGUCCCAUUAUAGUUGGAUCUACCCCUACUAGUCCUGAGACCACACAAGAAGCCCAGCCCCAGGCCUGAAACAUGAGAUCUUUAACCGCUAAGUAAAGAAUGAGGCCUCAGCAACCCCACCCCAGAAACACCAUCACCACUACUACUAACAUAGUCUGUCACACACCUAUUACAACUUAACCCUCAACACAUUCCCCCUGCCCCAGGACCAGCUCUUGUAUCCCCUUCCCUUCCUCACCCUACCACCCCCAUACCAAUACACUCCACAGAGCAGUUUAGCCCACCUCGAGACUUGAGUCACCAGCCAAUCGGCUCCUAGUAGGCUUUGUGCGCCUCCAUCGGCGGCCCUCCCCGGCGGUGUGUUGGUGUGCGAUGGCGCGGCGGGACGCUGAAGGCUGCCGCCGGGGAUUGUGAUGUCAGAGCCCGCCAGCCCGGGCGAGAGCCAGCGCGGCGCUCCCAGAUUCUUCGUGGGCUGCGAGGACGAUGAGAGCGAGGGCCUGGAGGACUACGACAGCUGCAGCAUGAGGACCGACAUGGAGCUGUACGAGGACGACGAGGACACAGACUCGCCCCCGGAGAGACAGAUCGUGGUGGGGAUCUGUUCCAUGAUGAAGAAGUCCAAGUCAAAGCCCAUGACCCAGAUCCUGGAGCGUCUGUGCAGGUUUGAGUACAUCACUGUAGUCAUCUUCCCUGAGGACGUCAUUCUCAACGAGCCCGUGGACAAAUGGCCCCUGUGUGACUGCCUCGUCUCCUUCCACUCCAAAGGAUUCCCGCUGGACAAGGCAGUGAGCUACGCCAAUCUCCGAAACCCACUGCUCAUCAAUGACCUGAACACACAGUACCACAUACAGGACAGGAGGGAGGUGUAUCGUAUCCUGCAGCAGGAAGGCAUCGAUCUGCCACGCUACGCUGUGCUGAACCGCGACCCAGAUAAACCAGACGAGUGUAACCUGGUCGAGGGAGAAGACCAUGUGGAGGUGAAUGGGGAGGUGUUCCCUAAACCCUUUGUGGAGAAACCCGUCUGUGCUGAAGACCACAACGUCUACAUCUACUACCCCACCUCAGCUGGAGGGGGAAGCCAGCGCCUAUUCAGAAAGAUCGGGAGCCGGAGCAGUGUGUACUCACCAGAGAGCAACGUGAGGAAGACUGGCUCCUACAUCUACGAAGAGUUCAUGCCAACGGACGGGACUGACGUUAAGGUGUAUACGGUGGGGCCUGACUAUGCCCACGCUGAGGCCAGGAAGUCUCCUGCCCUGGAUGGGAAGGUGGAGAGAGACAGUGAGGGGAAGGAGAUCCGCUACCCCGUCAUGCUCACCGCCAUGGAGAAACUAGUGGCCCGCAAGGUCUGCCUGGCAUUCAAGCAAACAGUGUGUGGCUUUGACCUUCUCCGAGCCAACGGUCACUCCUACGUCUGCGACGUCAACGGCUUCAGCUUCGUCAAGAACUCCAUGAAGUACUACGACGACUGUGCCAAGAUCCUGGGUAAUAUAGUGAUGAGGGAGCUAGCUCCUCAGUUCCACAUCCCCUGGUCCAUCCCUACUGAGGCUGAGGACAUCCCCAUCGUCCCAACCACAUCUGGCACCAUGAUGGAGUUACGCUGUGUCAUCGCAAUAAUCCGCCACGGAGACCGAACUCCUAAGCAAAAGAUGAAGAUGGAAGUGCGGAAUCCCAUGUUUUUUGAAUUGUUUGACAAAUACGGGGGUUACAAGACAGGGAAAUUGAAGCUGAAGAAGCCAAAACAACUGCAGGAGGUACUGGACAUAGCUCGGCAACUGUUGCUAGAACUGGGUGAUGGAAGAGAAGACUGCGAGAUCGAAGAGAAGAAAUCCAAACUGGAGCAGCUGAAGACCGUUCUGGAGAUGUAUGGCCACUUUUCUGGGAUCAACAGAAAAGUGCAGAUCACCUACCUGCCCCACGGGCAGCCCAAAACAUCCAGCGAGGAGGAAGACACACGCAAGGAGUGCCCUUCUCUGCUGCUGGUGUUGAAGUGGGGAGGGGAGCUGACACCAGCAGGCAGGGUACAGGCUGAAGAGCUGGGCAGGGCCUUCCGCUGCAUGUACCCCGGAGGACAAGGAGACUAUGCUGGGUUCCCUGGCUGCGGGUUGCUACGGUUACACAGCACGUACCGACACGACCUCAAGAUCUAUGCGUCUGACGAGGGCAGAGUGCAGAUGACUGCCGCAGCUUUCGCCAAGGGUCUGCUGGCGUUAGAGGGAGAGUUGACGCCCAUCCUUGUGCAGAUGGUGAAGAGUGCCAACAUGAACGGCCUGCUGGACAACGACAGCGACUCGCUUAGCGGCUGCCAGCACCGCGUCAAGGCCCGUCUCCACGAGAUCAUGCAGAAAGACCAGGAGUUCACAGAGGAAGACUACGAUAGGCUGGCCCCUACAGGUGCAUCCUCUGUGGUUAAUUCUAUGAGAAUUGUGGAGAACCCUGUGAUGACAUGUGACCAGGUCUACACACUCAUCCAGAGUCUCACCUCCCAGAUACGCAAGAGACUAGAGGACCCCAAAUCUGCAGACCUGCAGCUGUACCACAGUGAGACUCUGGAGCUGAUGCUGCAGCGCUGGUCCAAGCUGGAGCGGGACUUCCGGAUGAAGAGCGGCCGCUACGACAUCAGCAAGAUCCCGGAUAUCUACGACUGCGUGAAGUACGACGUGCAGCACAACGCCACGCUGGGCCUGGAGGACACACUGGAGCUGUUCAGGCUGUCCCGAGCCCUCGCCGACAUCAUCAUACCACAGGAAUACGGCAUUAACAAAGUGGAGAAGCUGGACAUAGCGUACGCCUACUGCCUACCUCUGGUCAAGAAGAUCCAGCUGGACCUCCAGAGGACCCACGAGGAUGAGUCCGUCAACAAACUCCAUCCACUGUACUCUCGAGGAGUGAUGUCACCAGGUCGCCACGUGCGGACACGUCUGUACUUCACCAGCGAGAGUCACGUCCAUUCUCUACUCAGCACCUUCCGCUAUGGAGGCCUGCUCGACGAGGAGAAGGAUCAGCAGUGGAAGCGGGCGAUGGACUACCUUGGUGCCGUUUCUGAACUCAACUACAUGACCCAGAUAGUUAUCAUGCUGUAUGAGGACAACAACAAGGACCCGUCGUCAGAGGAGCGUUUCCAUGUGGAGCUUCACUUCAGCCCUGGGGUCAAAGGUUGCGAGGAGGAGGAGAAAGCACCAAUGGGCUUCGGCUUCCGUCCCGCUUCCGCAGAGAAUGAUCAGAAACAGACCGACCCUGGCAGCUUGGAGGAUCUAUCACGUGACGAGCCAGACCGGGCCCUACCACUCUCUGAGCCAAUGGGCAUCCACCGGAGAUCCCCUCUGAUUCGCAACCGCAAGACUGGGUCUAUGGAGGUCCUGUCGGAGACAUCUUCAUCCAAAGCAGGCAGCUACCGUCUCUUCCCCUCCUGCUCUCGCCAGUCCCCUGAGAUGAAGCAGAGUGGUCUAG